Molecule: messenger RNA, 915 nt
Organism: Bombyx mandarina (wild silkworm)
Lineage: Eukaryota; Metazoa; Arthropoda; Insecta; Lepidoptera; Bombycidae
Product: C-type mannose receptor 2
Source: RefSeq, a predicted model, not a curated record
AUGUACCAGGAAGCCCCACGCUUCCAGUGUGAAAUACGCAAGUCCCAGAAAUUCCGCAUGGAUUACAUGUGGGCCCAGAUGUUCAAGACGUACUACCGCUUGAACGAUCUAGCUACCAACUGGGAUCAAGCCAGACAAAUAUGCGAGGCCGAAGGGACAUAUUUGUUCAUACCGGACUCAUUAGAUGAAAUGGAAAGUUUUAAAUUGCUGAUGAGCAACAUGAAAGCCCAGUAUACUGGGAUAUUUAUGGGAUUACACGAUAAGUUCUCAGAUGGAAACUUUGUCACAUUAAAAGGAGAAUCAAUAGCUGGCACAACCAUAGAGCUUUUGUGGGCACAGGGUUCUCCUGACAAUGUCAAUGGCACUGAACACUGUGUUGUGAUGACCAGAGAAGGAUUACUGGACGAUCGGCCCUGCGAUGAUAUAUACCCAUUCGUUUGCAAAAUACUGGGAAGCGAAAUUGAAUUUAACGAAAAGUGCAAUAACUUUGAUUUGGCAUAUAUACCUAGAAACAACGGAAAAUGCUACAAGUUUCACGCGGAGCCCCUAUCUUGGUAUGACGCAUACUUAAUCUGCAAGUCCGAAGAAGGAAACUUGGCAAUCGUGAAUUCAGCAGACGAAGCCUCAUUCAUAACUGAAAUGCUAAGUGAAAACCUUGAUAGAAAAGUACCAGACCCCAAUAUCCUAUUUAUUGGAUUUAGCGACCUGAUGUUUCCUUUCCAGUACCGAACGAUAUUAGGUCAAUCACUCGAAGAUGCAGGCUAUUCCACUUGGGGUCAUAUUGAGGAACAGACAUCAAAGUUAGACUCAAAUCAUUGUGGAGCCAUAACUAGUGAAGGUUUCUUACAAAUCACUCGGUGCAACAGACCGGCGAUGUUUCUUUGCGAAAAAAUAAUAAAUAACACAGCUGAAUAA